Diabrotica virgifera virgifera (western corn rootworm) is the source of this 1795-nucleotide messenger RNA. RefSeq lists its product as uncharacterized. The transcript is spliced from 2 exons. NCBI's taxonomy places the organism in Eukaryota, Metazoa, Arthropoda, Insecta, Coleoptera, Chrysomelidae. The coding region runs from base 380 to 1429 and encodes 349 amino acids. The record is from RefSeq and is a predicted model, not a curated record.
AUGAUAUGAGGGAGGGAUUUCCUUGUUGUUUUAUGAUUGGAAAUCGGUCUGAUGAGGAAAUAAUGACUAUUUUUUUCAUGAAGAUAAAAGAAAAUUUAGGAAGAGUAAUCAAACCCAUGGUUUUCAUGUCAGACAUGGCCCAAUAUUACUAUAAUGCAUGGCUCCAAAUUAUGACUCCAGCUAAAUUCAGGCUAUUCUGUUCCUGGCACGUAGAUAAAGCGUGGCGGAAAAAUCUAAAUAAAAUAGAUGGUCAAGAGCAAAAGGUAACUUAAAUAUUUAAUUUUUUUGCCCACUCAUCAUAUCAUUCGUCUUUUAGGUUAUCGUAUACAAACAGCUACGUACCUUAUUACAAGAGACCGAUGUUACUUCAUUUAGGGAUAUGAUACAAAAUUUUCAAAUUUCUCUUCUAUCUUCUGGUAAUACCCAAGAAUUUGGUCAAUAUUUUCAAAAAUGUUAUCUGCACAAUAUGGAAUCCUGGGCGUACUGUUAUCGCUUGCAUGCAGGAAUAAAUACAAAUAUGAGCAUAGAACGAAUGCAUCAAACGAUUAAAUAUUUGUAUUUAAAUGGAAGACAAGUACGAAGGCUGGAUAAAACUAUCAAUAUCUUGAUUAAAUUAAUUAAAGACAAAUUGUUUGAACGGCUUAUUACGUUGAAUAAAGGUAAAAUAUCCAGCAAAUUACGAGAGUUACGGAAAAGGCACAAAACAAGUCUUAAUUUAGAUAUGGACACCAUUGUCAUGUCUGAAAUGGGCUGGGAGAUACCAUCAAGUUCAACCAAUGAUAUCUAUUUAGUUCAGAAAAACAAACCCAGUUGUGACUGCCGAUUAGUCUGUGAUUUGUGCCAAUCCUGUCUACAUUCAUAUUCCUGUACAUGCUUGGAUAACAGUAUAAGAUGGAAUAUGUGCAAACACAUACAUCUUGUGUGUCAAUUUAUGAAAGGCCAUCAAAUUCAAGAUACUAAUGCAGAUGAAGAACAUAUAAUAAAUACAGAUGAGGUAAAAAUUAAACAAGCUACAGAGCAAGCUAAAUUUGUGGAAUUUGUGAGUAAGUCUUGUAAUAUCAAUCAAGAAAAAACGUCCAAGCAACUGGAAGUUGAAAAACAGAAAUUGAUAGAAAUACAAACCCAAAUAAUUCAAAAUAUAACAACUUUUGAACAACUUGAGGCAUUUAAAAGUAUUACAGCACCCUUGGUGCCUACAUUAAGGACAUUAGCAGAACAUUCUGGAAAUGAAUUUAAUAUUGUGGCACUAUCUCAUGGAACACAAAACAUUCCACACAAUAAAAAAGUAGUUGCUCAAAAACGUUUAUUUUCCACCAAGAAAAAAACUACAAAGUCAAAAAAAAAGCUGUUAUCAAAACCUGAUGCUGAAGAAACAAAUUUGAUAGCAAAUCAAUUAAUGCUACAAGUAAAUAAUGUGCUCUUUAAUUAGAAUAAAAUCUUUAUUUGUAUACAUUAUUAAUUUGUUUGAUUUUCUCACCUAUUCUAAUUCAAUUUUUUUUAAUCCAUAUUGAAAAUAUUGUAGGCAUUAAUACUUUAAAAACAUUUACUAACGUACCUACUCUGAAAGCAAUUUAUGAUAUUAUGUCUCUUGUAACAUUAAUUCGUAAUUUCAUCAGCACCAAUAAUAUUUAUUAAUACAUAAUAUAAUAAUUUCAAAUUCACAAUAAAAAUAAAACAUAACCUUAUAAAUAAUAUUAUUGUUUGCAUUUUUAUUUGACAUUUCAAUCGAAUGACCUUGAGAAAGCCAAGGAGCAAAAAUAUUUUAUAAUUUCUAGACGCGAGUGUCAAGAUUUAG